GUGUUAUCUUUUUCCGAAGUAGAACCGAAGUGACGGAGGAAUGGGAGGUUGUUAAUCUAACCAAACCUGGUUAGUGGUGGCAGAACAAAGUGGAUCUUUGUUUGCAUGGGUGGGACAACCAAUGAGUGACGGGGACCGAGACCACUGGAGGGGUUCUUUAAAGAGGACGGAGGUCCCAGUCUUGAGACGGAAAGCAACCUGGGUUCUUUCUUUCUUCAAAACACUCUUGGUGUUGUUUUGUUCUUUUUUUGUCAUUUUGUGGUCGCGGCGGAAACGGGACUCACACACGUCGAGGGACUCGACACAGACAGUAUGUCGUUCAGUAGUACGCAGAGCGAUGAGCUCGUGGAGAGCGGGGAAAUUGUGGACGAUUUCCCGUCGCAAGAGGGCUCGGACAGCCCGGGUAGUCUGGCAGACUUCAUUAAUGACGAUGUCACGGAGGACAGCGAAGGUGGUGCUGCGGUGGACGCACAUCUCCAGACGCCGAGGAGGCGGGCAGCUUCAGAAGAUGAAGUGUUCGAUAGAGUGGAGCGACAACGGAAAGCGAAGCGCAAGUUGGAAACACUGACCGGGACGGGCAGGAGUCGCACGAGGCAGGACCGAGUGGUUUCUUCCGGGUUCGUACCCCGGAUGCUGUUUGCUCGUCAACCGAGUGGGUUGGUGCAGGAUGCUACACAGGGAACGGGAGUUCCUUUCUCUUGCUGCCACUGCGGAGCGGUGGAAGCCCGGGCGAGCCAAGUGGUGAGCGAUGUGAUCAAGGCACAGGGGGUGCUCGACUCGAUCUUGGACAGUAUUGAGGGGCUGAAAGACCUUGUUCAGCACAGUUCCACGUGGGUGGGUACUGCCAUGUCCGAACAGGACGGAUGUGGCCGGGGGUCCACGGUAAGUACGCAAGUGCAAGAGUCGGGUUGUAGGCCUCUGGCCACCCAGGCUUGGGAGUUGUCGGAGACGGACUGUGGAGAUGAAGGGGGGAGAACCCCUCCGAAUCCUAGCCAGCGGCUGCCCCAGCGUAAGCGGCUGAGACGAUGUCUCUAUUCCUCAGAGGAAGAGGAGCUAUAGUCGUGAUCGGAGAGAGCUUGCUUGUGCCCUGCCUACAGAGGGUAGGCUGAUGCUGCUUAAAGUGGAAGUUAAAUGUGGUUGAAUCGACGGGAGGUCGAGGGCGAGAGCCAAGUAGAUUAGCUUAGAGCGGUUUGAAUUGAGAGUUAUGAUUACCUGAUCUGGUUUGUUUGUGAUACUGAGUAGACUUCUCUGGUUUUGUAUGCUAAAGCCCAAAUGAUUUACCCUUCUCCUAAAAGUAGUUAUCGCUCAAAUGUAUGCCUCUACUGUUAUUACAUAGUGACAAUGAACUGUUCACCUCCGGAGGACUGAAGUAGAGAUACGAAAUUCGGGUACGGGCAGAGCCCGUGACGCCGAAGCGCAGCGUAGGCAGUUCAAUGUG
This is a messenger RNA of Colletotrichum godetiae, 1438 nucleotides long. RefSeq lists its product as uncharacterized. Lineage: Eukaryota; Fungi; Ascomycota; Sordariomycetes; Glomerellales; Glomerellaceae. The coding region runs from base 313 to 1059 and encodes 248 amino acids. The transcript has 2 exons. The record is from RefSeq and is a predicted model, not a curated record.